Messenger RNA from Ceratitis capitata (Mediterranean fruit fly), 1788 nucleotides. RefSeq names its product carbohydrate sulfotransferase 11. Gene Ontology annotation, biological process: carbohydrate biosynthetic process. NCBI's taxonomy places the organism in Eukaryota, Metazoa, Arthropoda, Insecta, Diptera, Tephritidae. Gene Ontology annotation, cellular component: membrane. The record is from RefSeq and is a predicted model, not a curated record. The coding region runs from base 359 to 1411 and encodes 350 amino acids. Gene Ontology annotation, molecular function: sulfotransferase activity. The transcript has 3 exons.
CAAUAAGAAAAAAAUAAAAUAAAUAAAAGUAAAGUAACCACCACCAUGUGUGGUAUUCCCAAAUAAAGUGAAACAACAAUUGAUUUGAAUGGGUAAAGAAGUGUGUAACAUAUGUACAUAUGUAUGUAUGUAUGUACAUAGUUAAAAAGAAAGAAUAUACAUAUUUACAUAAAUCGCAACUUGUCCACGCGUAAGCUACUGCAAUUCAAAUGUUUAGACAUUUAAAAAUUUCCAUGUCACUCAACAUUUCGUCACCACUACUACCACCGUGUCGUACGAGCAGCAAGAAGUUAAGUGCAGAAUAUCCUACCAGAAGCACAUACAAUUGCACAGUGGCAUUAUUGUGUCGAAACGACGCAUGCCUGCCCUCAGCCAGCAUAAGAAUUCAAAGAUGAGUAUGCCGUCGACGAAGGCGAAGUUAAUUUGCUGUCGUCAAUCCUUGUUGAUCUCUUUGCUUGUGUUAACUUUUGUUUGUGUACUACAAUUUGACCUCAUCCGUGCUGCAUUCGAAGAAGGCAACAACAACAAUGUUAAAAUUACCCAACAAAGUUUGGAAUUAACGCAGACAAUAAAUAUACAGCGACAGGAAUAUUUACAGAAACAAUGUGAAACAUUGGGUUAUGGCGCGAUGACAUUGGAUGAUUUAACCGAGGAACAAAUGGAUCAUAUGAUUGUGGAUAGAGAACAUAAGUUUCUCUACUGUUAUGUGCCCAAGGUGGCUUGUACAAAUUGGAAACGUGUACUAAUGAUCCUCACUGGAAAUUGGCAGAAUGGUACUGAUCCAUUACAAAUACCUGGCUCUUUGGCACAUUCGGUGGGCAUGUUCCAAAAGCUCUAUUCGCUCAGCGCUGAGGAACGCGCUCUAGUACUCUCAGAGUAUACACGCUUUAUUUUGGUGCGACACCCGUUGGAGCGUCUACUGUCCGCUUAUCGUAACAAAUUGGAAGGUGAUUCGGCGAGCGCACGCUACUUUCAGUCGCGUGUUGGCCGUCAAAUUGUGAAGACAUUUCGUGUUGGCGCCAAUAAUCGUUCACUGGAACAUGGCGAUGAUGUGAGCUUUGCAGAGUUUGUACAAUAUCUGUUAACACCAGAUGUUAGUCGCACCAACCAGUCUUACAAUGAACAUUGGGAACCUAUCUCGAAUCUCUGCAAUCCAUGUGUACUGAAAUACAACGUCAUAGGUAAAUAUGAAACUCUACUGGAUGACUCCUCAUUGGCAUUGCAUUUAGCUGGUGCAAACAAUCUUACAUUCCCCACUGGUCACAAGCCGUCCAGUACACGUGCACAUUUGCGUUCGUACUUUGAUCCGUUGCCCAUAAGCGCUAUACGACGGCUUUAUGAAAUAUAUAUGGAAGAUUUUCGCCUGUUCGAGUAUGGCUUGGAGGACGUACUUGGCUUUGAGUUUGGUUGAAAGAAUUUGGUCUUCUUAGAUGCAUCGAUGAUAUUUUAAUACAUAGCUCUUAUGGAUUUUUUGUACCAUUUGAACUAAAUAUUAUUUACCACAAUGACGCUUUACUUUUAUUAAUUGUGAUGAUGAAAAUCAAUAUAUAAGUAUGUACAUACAUAAUUUUAAUAAUAAUUUUUCUUUUUAAGUUGUUUUUAUGGCUAGUUUUACAAUCGUUGCGUACAAAUUCAAUAGGCAUGUAGUAGUAUGUAUAAGGUUAAGUGAUUGUAAAUUAAUUUAUUUAAAUGAAUUUGUGGAUUUUUAUUGUUUGGCUGAUAUUAUUCAUAUUAGGAUUUUGAAUUUUUGGUUUAUAAGAAUAAAGUAAGCGUUUUAAGAGAAUAAAG